AUGGCGGACAGGGAGAUCUACUCUGCCACCUACAGCAAUGUUCCCGUCUAUGAGCUCAAGGUCGCCGGCGACCAUGUCAUGCGCCGCCGGUCCGACAACUGGGUCAACGCUACGCACAUUCUGAAGAUUGCCGGCUUUGACAAGCCAGCUCGGACAAGGAUUCUUGAACGUGAGGUGCAAAAGGGCGUGCAUGAGAAGAUUCAAGGCGGGUAUGGAAAAUAUCAAGGCACAUGGGUUCCUUUGAACGAAGGCCGCGCGCUGGCUGAGAAGCAUGGUGUUCUUGAUCGCACUGCCAAAAUAUUCGACUUCGUGCCGGGGGAUCGCAGCCCUCCUCCUGCUCCCAAGCAUACCACCGCCGUAUCAAAUCGUCCAAAGCAACCGAAACAGCCGGUCGUUCCACGAAAAGUACCCCCGCAGCCACCCCAGCAUUACGCACCAGUGGACGGCUACGAAAGUGCCAGUGUCCAUUAUAAUGGGACAGAAAGUCGAGAACAUUCCCCAGAGACCGCUUCAUUCAUGGCAGAAGACGAUUUCCUUCCGCUGUCCCAAAACUCCACAGCAUCGAGAAAACGAAAGCGAGACUUUGAGGAACUGGCUCCCACUGCCUCAGACCUCGAGCAUACCCUGUACGGCGACGAGUUGCUGGAUUACUUUGUUACUGCUGGUGAUGACCCUGCUGCCUCCAAUAUCCUACCCCCAGAACCGCCUGCAAACUUCGACGUUGACAGACCGAUUGACAAUCUGGGAAACAAUGCUCUGCACUGGGCUUGCGCUAUGGGUGACGUCGUCGUUGCACGGGACCUCCUGGCACGCGGUGCAAACCCUGCUGCUCAAAAUAAGAGCUCACUUGAAACUCCCUUGAUCAGGGCUGUCUUGUUCACCAACAAUUACGACAAGAAGACCUUCCCAAAAAUCGUGCAGGCUUUAGCGGGAACGAUCGUUGAGCGGGACGCUUAUGGUGCAACUGUCUUCCACCAUAUCGCCGAGUCAGCGCGCUCCCGGGGCAAAUGGAGUUGUGCUCGGUACUAUUGCGAAGUCUUGAUCAACAAAAUGCAGGAAAUGGGCUCAAACUAUGUUCAGGCGCUCCUUACCUCCAUUGACCACAAUCACGACACUGCAGCACUAUGUGCCAUCCGCAACGGAUGUGUCAAAGUCGCAACAUUCCUCCUCAACCAUUGUCCCGAAGCAGGAGACAUUCCGAAUCUGAAGGGAGAAACUGCCAAUGAGUACCUCCGAGCUCUUCGAGAGAAGAAGGAAAGCCUCCAGCAGCCAGGCUCAUCUCCCCCGCGGGCUGGAGAGUCCUUCGCGUCGAAACAAUCUCGUCGUAAGCGACAGAAGGAAGCCUUGUCCCGUGCCGCGUCAUUGGUGCUCGAUAAGAUCGUGCCUCUGAUGGACGCAGGGAGCUUCAAAUUAGCCGACAUGUACGAUUUGCAGAUGUCGGAGAAGGACACGGAAAUCACGGAAGCCAAACACGCACUGACCGAGCUCGAGAACCAGCGCCAUAAGAUUCGGCAAGAGACCUUCUCGCUGAUGGCCAAGGUCGAGGAUGUGUCCAAGAUCCCCACAUUGAAACAGGAGUAUGAAGCAUGCCUGCGCGAAGUGGAGACUCUUCUCGAACAGAAAGAGCACGCCACCCUGCAGAAUGAACUGUGGCAGCAGGACCAGCAGACGAGUCCGGAAGCGUUCCGUUUCCCGAACACGUCGUCACUAUCGCCUGAUGAAAUCCGCGCGGUGGUCCCCUGGGCGAUUGAGCUCAACAAUCAACAGAACCUACGCCGGCAGUGGGUCAAGGACAUUGCCAAACUGAUGAGUGAGGCGGGCGCAGGCGAAAAGGUGGGCAAACACAGAAAACUCGUGGCGAUUGCUACGGGCCUCAAGGAGGAUGAGCUGGACGGCAUGUCGGUGGAGUUGUUGGAAAGUCUGCAGGGAAAUCAGGCUGGGAAAACACCGCAGACGCCUCCCUCUCAAGCUCAGGCUCCGGACGAGGCACAGGCUUGA
Molecule: messenger RNA, 1998 nt
Organism: Fonsecaea multimorphosa CBS 102226
Lineage: Eukaryota; Fungi; Ascomycota; Eurotiomycetes; Chaetothyriales; Herpotrichiellaceae
Exons: 3
Coding region: 1-1998 (665 amino acids)
Cellular component (GO): MBF transcription complex; SBF transcription complex
Molecular function (GO): transcription regulator activity; protein binding; DNA binding
Source: RefSeq, a predicted model, not a curated record